AUGAACACAAAUAUGCACCCACGAAGCUUGGAUAGUGUCCGUUCAGGAGAAGAAGCGAAGAGUGAGAACGAAGAUAGCAACACGCGGUCCGGCGCCAUAAGCCUCAUACGUGCGCGGACUAUUUCUCGAUCAUCAACACCAAGGGAUACCCAGGAAGGCUGUUCUAGCGAGCAAGCUGACGACAGCCAACGGGCUGUUUCGAUUCCCCGGAUUGUGGUGAUGGAACCUCCUGGGGAUUCAAAGGCCAAAAGGAAUAAGAUGAAGAAGAAUAAGUACAAGAAGAAGAAACUCCUGCUAGGUGACUCCGGAAGCGAGACUUCUGGGAGCCAGGGCUCUGGAUUGAACGAGGACUUGUCUCACUUUGCACGGAUGCCGGCCAAAGGCCUGAACUCUGACGGCUGUGCAAAUAAAGAAAAGCCCAUGCCAGGCAACAAGGUGUCUCAGAGAUAUACAGUGGACAGUGACAAGAAGCGGGAUUUGAUAGACUCACUAAGCAAGUUGGACAUCAAAGGCAAGCAGCGGGCCUGGCAAGUGAACGCAGUCACAGGCAACGAUACAUUGGAGGACUUAAAUACACAGCGUGGUCCCCAACCGGUGGACAAGGCGAGAAGAACUGUGCUCGCUCCUUCAUAUGCCACGGUUCUUUCUGGAAAACGUGCCAGUAUCGAGGGUCCAUCUUCUAUGCCAAACAACAGUGAUUCCCUCCUACCGACGACCAUGGAAUUCCCCAAACUCACAGACAAGACUUCCGCCGGACAGGAUAGCAAGCCUGAAGCACGCUCCGGUCAUGCAAAGCUCUCGCCUAUUCCGGAAAUAUCAGGUGAAUUUGCAGGUGAUAACUCCAACGACAUACCGCUCAGUCAAACGGACCUAGAAACCGCAGGUUCCAGUUCACUUGACAACCCAAUCUCGACCCCUGUGUCCACAGUAUCCACUGGCUGGAGCAGCACAGCACUGCAAAUCAGCCCACAAACGACUGAGUCGUCUUCUGAACCAUCCUCGUCCAAGGCAGUCAGCCAUCGCCACGCCACAAGUCUUCACCACGCCCAUCCCCUACCACCCACACCCCCAAGUAGCACUCAUUCCCACUCCCUGUCGACAGCCAACGCUACCAUAACUAACGCCCAGGGCACCCUCUCCGCCCAGAAACCAGAGGGGUUCUUUUGGCAACUUGACAGCCACGGCUUUCCCUGUGCCAAAGCCCACUGCGAGAAACGCUGCAACCUCUGGGACGGAGCAACAGUGAUCUGUCCACGAUGCGGGCCCUACUCCGAAGUACGGUACUGCAGUAGAGCUCACCUACUUGAGGACAUCAAACCUCACUGGCUCUACUGCGGACAGAUGGUAUUUCAACACCCAUGUCGUGAAACCUCAAUCCCAAGACGAGUCCGCGCUGGACCUCCUCUCAUCCCGUGCCUGCAUCACUACGACAUGCCGGAGCGUCAUCGCCAAGCUGUGCACUUCAAUAUGAAUGCCAGAGAAGGCGAUUACUUCAUCUUCACGGACUGGCUGGAUUUUGUAACCGCCGGACUACCAGGUGAUAAAACGGCUAUACGUUGUUCGAAUAGAAUAAUGUACGUGGUCAAAUUUGAUGACGCGGCAGAGAAAGAUCGAUUCCGUCGUGUUCUGGCGGCUUGCCUCUUUAUGACCAUCGAACUCCCUGAUCUGACCGACUACCUUUACCGUCUAAUCCGCGACAAACUGCGCCUGGCCAACGCUCCCAACCACAUUGAACCCUCCCUGCGCUACCAAUUCCUGCAAGAAUUUAAUGUGACCAUCCAAGAGCGCAUCACAGGCUCUCGCCACGCCUGUGAAACAGACUGGGACGGCCGAAACCGCCGUAACUGUCAGGAUCCGGUGUGUCGGGCUGAGUAUCGUCGGCUGCUAGGAUCCGUUGGUGGAAGAGGAUACAGUCGCAUGAUUGAGACGCUCGAGUCAACUUAUUGGAUUCUGAGGGCAGCCAGGACAACGCACCCUAGUGUUAAGGAUGCGAUGAAACGUAUGAUGGGGGAGGGGUAUGAGGAGGUGGCGGAGGAAGAUAGACGGGCCUUUAGAAGGGGGAUUGGGUGGGAUGGGGCGGGUUCGGGUGAUAUGGAGAUAGAGGGGUUUAAUGAGGGGGAUGAGUAG
Molecule: messenger RNA, 2127 nt
Organism: Aspergillus welwitschiae
Lineage: Eukaryota; Fungi; Ascomycota; Eurotiomycetes; Eurotiales; Aspergillaceae
Exons: 4
Coding region: 1-2127 (708 amino acids)
Source: RefSeq, a predicted model, not a curated record